Messenger RNA from Acanthopagrus latus (yellowfin seabream), 3351 nucleotides. RefSeq lists its product as uncharacterized. Gene Ontology annotation, biological process: transmembrane transport; monocarboxylic acid transport. The coding region runs from base 1 to 1578 and encodes 525 amino acids. Gene Ontology annotation, molecular function: monocarboxylic acid transmembrane transporter activity. Gene Ontology annotation, cellular component: membrane. NCBI's taxonomy places the organism in Eukaryota, Metazoa, Chordata, Actinopteri, Spariformes, Sparidae. The record is from RefSeq and is a predicted model, not a curated record. The transcript has 5 exons.
AUGGGAGGUGUGGCAUUGGACGUGGGUGCAGGAGGGGUGAAGGCUCCAGAUGGAGGGUGGGGCUGGGCAGUGCUUGCAGGCUGUUUUGUCAUCACUGGCUUCUCCUACGCAUUCCCUAAAGCAGUCAGCGUCUUUUUCAAAGAGCUGAUCAGGGAGUUCGGAGUGGGAUACAGCGACACUGCCUGGAUCUCCUCUAUACUGCUGGCCAUGCUCUACGGCACAGGACCUCUGUGCAGCGUGCUGGUUAACCGCUUCGGAUGUCGUCCGGUGAUGAUGGUGGGCGGCCUCUUUGCCUCUCUGGGAAUGAUCCUGGCCUCCUUCUCCACCAGCAUCAUCCAUAUCUACCUCUCUGCAGGAGUUGUUACAGGUUUGGGGUUAGCCCUGAACUUCCAACCAUCUCUAAUUAUGCUCAACCGCUACUUCAGCGAGAAGCGUCCUCUGGCCAAUGGGCUGUCAGCAGCAGGAAGCCCUGUGGCCCUGUGCUGUCUGUCACCACUGGGCCAGGUCCUCCAGUACCAGUACGGAUGGAGAGGGGGCUUCCUGAUCUUGGGUGGCAUUCUACUCAACUGUUGCGUGUGUGCGGCCCUCAUGAAGCCUCUGGUGGCCCCCAAGACACAUAAGGCUGCGGACCUGGAGCAGGACAGAGAGGAAGGAACAGAUGGGGCAGAGACGAAGAAGAAGCCCAAAGCCAAACUGUUGGACUUCUCUGUUUUUAAAGACUGUGGGUUUCUCAUCUACACGGUGGCGGCGUCCAUCAUGGUCCUGGGGCUGUUUGUGCCUCCCGUGUUUGUUGUGAGCUAUGCCAAGGAACUUGGGAAUGAGGACACCAAAUCAGCUCUGCUGCUCACCAUCCUGGGCUUCAUUGACAUUUUUGCACGGCCCACGUGCGGUUUGAUCGCCGGACUGAAAUGGGUUCGGCCUCGCUGUGUCUACCUCUUCAGCUUUGCUUUGAUCUUCAACGGAACCACUGACCUCAUCGGAUCACAGGCCAAGGACUAUGCAUCGCUAGUGGUCUUCUGCAUCUUCUUUGGUAUCUCCUAUGGUAUGGUGGGUGCGCUGCAGUUCGAGGUUCUCAUGACAAUAGUUGGUACUGAGAAGUUCUCCAGUGCCAUUGGCCUGGUCCUGCUCAUGGAGGCCAUUUGUGUGCUGGUGGGGCCUCCUGGUGCAGGCCGACUUCUUGACGCCACCAAGAACUACAUGUUUGUCUUCCUGCUGGCAGGAAGUGAGGUGGUCCUCUCAGCUGUGGUCCUGGCCACUUGUAACUUCCUGUUUAUCAGAACGAAAUCAUCAACACCGGCAGACAAACUUGAAAAUAUCACCGUGACCGACGAGGCCAAGACCGACGUGGUCAUAAAGCCUGCAGAGGCGCAUGACGAGGAGGAGAAAGGAGCGAGGGAGGAGCAAGAGAGGGAGAAGGAGGUGAUGGAGAAUUUAAAGGAGGAGAGGGUGACAGACAAAGAGAAAGCAGAGGAGGUCAAGCUAGAGAGUUUAACAGUGGACUCACAGGAAGUGGAGCGGUUCUUGAAAGAGCCACAACAAAAUGGUGCCAUGGCCACCAGUCCUGAAACAUGCCUGUGAGCAGGGUGGAGAGCGCUGGAUGAGAUUUUACCUGCCGCCAAUAUUCAAUCCUUUUUUUCUCUCUUUUUUUUUCCAAAUAACCCUAGGGCAGGAUGAAGUGUACUUCAGAGUGUUCUGAUGAGCACCCCACUGGCUUGUUGUGUCCACCUCAUUCAGUGUUUAAUGCAGGUUUUUUGUGUGUAUCCUUUGCGGGGGCUUUGGUGGGAGGGAUGAUAGGUGUCACUGCCGUACGAAAUAAUAGCAAUGUUUUGUCACUGGGUGUUUUAAAAUGUGGUGGUUCAUAGUAUCUAAUGGAAGAACUCAGUUACUCCACACUGCCUUGUCUAUAGAGUUUAUAACAGAGUUCAAAAGCUUUAUUUUGAUGUAGUCACCAGCAAAUAAAGGUAAAGGGCGAUUGUGAUGGUAUUCCAUAUUCUUAGUGUCAACAAAUCCCAUGAAAACAUCAUGAGUACAAACUUCUUUGAAUCAUCUAGUGCAAUAAAUGUGUUGUUCCUGUCAAAUAAAUGCUAAAAAAAAUCAUAUAAACCAACAAUCACUUUAUUUCACUAAAGGCCUGGUCGCCAGUUAAAGGAGCAGUUCACCUAGAAGACAGAGGUGGCUAUGUUAUGGUAGGCAAACUCAGUUUCAUCAUAACAAUAGUUUGUAUAUUUCCCAGUCUCUGAUUUCCCUUUAGAAUGAUGAAUACGGACUAUCACCAGCUGGUGGUAUGGAGGGUUAUUUCCUCUCAUGCACGUCCAAGCUUGUUGACCAUCGACUGCAGUCUUUGUGUGUUCUAGCGCAGCUUUUUGGCUGAGAAACAGGAGACGUGAUAUAUCACACUGCAUCUUACUCUUUGGUGCCACAGAGCUCUGUCCCGCUGCACGAAAUACUGUAGCAUCAAACGUGUAUUCAUCCAUAGCUGAAAAUAGUCCCCCAACUUAUGCAUUACUUCCUUCCGUUUGAGAAGGAUGGACUAACACAUUGCAAGUCUUCUCAUUGGAUUUGUUGGCAGUAAAUAGAUAUUACAGUCAGGCCAGCCUUCUCCUUUAAAAACAAAAAGGCUGCUUUUUUUUUCUUACAGCGUGUGAUGAAGCGUCAAAGAGCUCAACUGUGAGAGGAGGAAAAUGAGCUUGCUAAAAUUGGUCAACGUUUGCUGUUAAACAGCACGAAAGGCUCGUUCCCCCCCCCCCGACCACCUGCUGUCACCACAGUCUGUGUAUCCUCUCUUAUGGUCCGUGUCACAGGUGAGGCAGGUUAGAUGUUGAAGUGAGAAGCGCUCUGUGUCGUAUCAGUAUUAAACGGUUGCUACAUGCAUGGGCUGUUGAUGUUGCAGUUGCUUGAGGAUUGCUCCUGGUCUCGUGGUAGCGGUGUGAUUCCCAUCUUGGAUCGUAAGCAGGGCCCCAAAAAAAAUCCCCGCGUCCUUUGUUCUGCUCUUCAUCACUGUGUUCCAUGAGAUAUUUACAGGCUUUGAGAUCCACCUUCACUCGACAGGCCUGUGCCUUUGAAGAGCACUGACAUGUUUGCCUGUGACCACAGUUUCCUGUUGACAUCAAGCUUAUGUGAGUUAAGAAUUCGCUCCCCCCCCCAGAUAAGCAUGAAGUUCACAUUGUGGUCUGAGAGUUGCUCACGAUAAAAGAUGAUGUAGUGGAGAGGCAGACCACAGCACUUUGAGGAUCCCUCACUGAACUGACUUUUAAGAUGACUCUCAUGUGGCCUUCAUGCUUUGUAUUAUAUGUACUGUUUUUGUGUGCGUGUGUGUCAGUGAACGGGAAUAUUAAAGGCAAAUGUAGUUGA